CAGAAAGCUUUUGAUAGUAUAUAUCAUAAUGGAUUGUGGUUCAAAUUAUAUAAACUAGGAAUUGCUGGUAAAACUCUGCGUAUUAUUCGAGACAUGUAUUCUAAAGUUAAGUCCUGUAUACGGGGGUGUAAGACGUAUUCGGAUUUUUUUGAAUGUUCAUUGGGCUUAAAACAAGGGGAAGUAAUUUCGCCCGUUCUUUUUUCUCUUUUCCUAGAAGACAUAGAGUUAUCUUUGAUUGACGGUGUCGACAACGGCUUCAAUUUAGAUGAGUUUACUUUUAUUUUAUUGUUGUUCGCCGAUGACAUGGUCAUUAUUGGUAAGAAUCCUGAGGAUUUACAAAAUCGUUUAAAUUUGUUAAAAGAAUAUUGUGUAAACUGGGGUUUACAAGUUAACCCAGAUAAAAGUAAAAUAGUUGUUUUUAGAAAGCGUGGGCCAGUUAGACGUAAUGAAGUUUGGUAUUAUGACAAUAAGACCCUCGGAGUCGUUGACAGUUAUAACUACUUAGGAACAGUGUUUAAUUAUACUGGUACAUUUCUAUCAAAUCAAGAAACAAUUGCUGGAAAGGGUCUUAAAGCUAUGAACGUUCUGCUAAAUAAUAUUAGUAAAUUAUCUCUUAAACCUAGUACUAUUUUGCAAUUAUUUGACUCAUUUGUUACGUCAACAUUAUGCUAUGCCAGUGAGAUAUGGGGUUUUGGUAAAUCAAAACCAAUUGAAAGAAUUCAUAUGAAAUUUUGUAAAUUGCUUCUUCAUGUAAAGACAUCUACUUGUAAUUAUGGUAUUUAUAGCGAACUAGGCAGAUACCCAUUAUAUGUAAACAGAUAUGUACGUAUUAUAAAAUACUGGUUGAAGGUUGUUAAGUCUGAUAAUAUUUUUAUACAAAGUUUAUAUUAUUCUUUAGUAAGUGAUAUUGAAAUGGGUAGAACGAAUUGGGCAUCUAACGUUAAACAUUUAUUGGAUAGUUACGGGUUUUCGUAUGUAUGGAUUAAUCCAGAUAUUGUGGAUCUUAAUACGUUCCAUAUUGUAUUCAAGAAUAGAGUGAUUGAAAACUUUGUACAAAAUUGUUACAAUGGUAUUAACAAUAGCAGAUGCUUAUGUUCAUAUAAGUUGUUUAAAACUACAUUUGGAUUUGAAAACUAUUUAGAUUUCUUAUCACCUAAACUUAGAAUUGCAUUUUCUCGUCUUCGCCGUUCAUCGCAUCAAUUAAGAAUCGAAUCUGGCCGUUAUGGCGCUAACAGGGUUGAACAUAACCAAAGAUAUUGUUUAUUGUGUAAUAGCGGCGAUAUAGAAGAUGAGUACCAUUUUAUUAUUAAAUGUCCAGUAUAUGACACUAUUAGGAAAUUGUAUAUCAAGCCAUAUUAUUAUCGUCGACCUAGUGUAUACAAGUUUACUCAACUAAUGCAUAAUACUCAACGUUCAGCUUUAUUGAAGCUUAGUAAAUUUAUUUAUAACGCUUUCAUAUUACGAAAAGGUCUUUCUGUAGCUAUACAGUAGGAGUUUAAUAUAAUAUGCUAUUGACAUUACCUUCAUGUUUACAAACAUCAUGAUCUGCUGAUGUAUAUAGUUUUAUUUAUAUCUGUAGCCGGAGCUAUGGUUACUUUGU
Molecule: messenger RNA, 1600 nt
Organism: Mercenaria mercenaria
Lineage: Eukaryota; Metazoa; Mollusca; Bivalvia; Venerida; Veneridae
Exons: 2
Coding region: 94-1491 (465 amino acids)
Source: RefSeq, a predicted model, not a curated record